UCCCAAAGUCUCAUCCAAAGACACCCCCAAAAUCAAUUCUUUUUCUGUGAAAGCAGAACUAGCAAAACCCUCUUCAAUGGCGACAAUGUCAGUAAUCUCAGCUUCAAAAUCAUUCCUUUACCAUCAAAACAAACUCAUCCUCUUCUCAAUCUUCAAACAUCCAAAACCCACUUUUUCAAUCCCCUCAAAACCCUCUAAAAAUCUCACCUUUUUCACCCCCACCACAAGAUGCAUUCAUUCAGCUCAACAAUCUCUUGAAACCAAAAAUCAAGACAUGGGUUUGGCUCAAAGACCUAAUAUCGUCAACAUACUGGAAGAAAGAGGGCUGCUUGAAUCAAUUACUAGUGAGAAUUUAAGGUUAGUUUGUUCUUCAAAUUCAUCAAACCCUAUGAAAGCUUAUUGUGGUUUUGAUCCAACUGCUGAUAGUUUACAUUUAGGUAAUUUGAUUGGGAUAAUUGUAUUAUCAUGGUUUCAAAGAUGUGGUCAUAAUGCUGUUGCUGUUAUUGGUGGUGCUACUGCUAGAGUUGGUGACCCUUCUGGUAAAAAUAUUGAAAGACCUGAAUUAGAUGUUCAAACCCUAGAGAAUAACACAUUAGGGAUUGUCCAAACAAUUAGUACUAUUCUAGGUAGAAAUGGUAACCCCAACUCUGGGGGUUUGAUGAUUUUGAAUAAUUUUGAUUGGUGGAAAGAGGUUAAGUUGUUGGAUUUUUUGCGCGAUGUUGGGCGGUAUGCGAGAGUUGGUACAAUGAUGGCGAAGGAUAGUGUGAAAACCAGGUUAGAAUCGGAGCAAGGAUUGAGUUAUACUGAGUUUACUUAUCAGUUGUUGCAAGGGUAUGAUUUCUUGCAUUUGUUUCGUAAUGAAGGGAUUAAUGUUCAAAUAGGAGGAAGUGAUCAAUGGGGGAACAUAACUGCGGGUACAGAAUUGAUACGGAAGAUUCUUCAAGUAGAGGGUGCGUACGGUUUAACGUUUCCUCUUUUGUUGAAGAGUGAUGGGACUAAGUUUGGGAAGUCUGAAGAUGGUGCAAUUUGGUUGUCACCGUCGGUUUUGUCACCUUAUAAGUUUUAUCAGUAUUUUUUUUCUGUUCCGGAUGUGGAUGUUGUGAGGUUUCUUAAGAUUCUUACGUUUUUGAAUUUGGAGGAGAUUAAAGAGGUGGAAGAAGGAAUGAAGAAGCCUGGGUAUGUUCCGAAUUCUGCACAGAGAAGACUCGCGGAAGAGGUUACGCGUUUUGUUCAUGGUGAAGAGGGUUUGCAGGAGGCUUUGAAGGCAACUGAAGCAUUGAAACCUGGAGCAGAGACUAAGCUAGAUUGGAAGACUAUUGAGGGGAUUGCUAAAGAUGUACCGUCAUGUUAUUUGAGUUAUGAUGAAGUCUUGAAUGCAUCUGUGAUUAAUCUCUCGGUUACUACUGGUUUGUUUGAGAGUAAAUCUUCUGUGCGCCGUAUGUUAAAGUCUGGUGGGCUUUACUUGAACAAUGCCAGAGUUAGUGAGGAUAAGUGUAUUGAAGCCGGAGAUAUUAUUGAUGGUAAAAUCCUUCUGCUAUCUUCUGGGAAGAAGAACAAGAUGGUCGUAAGGAUAUCUUAAUCUUACUAUUGCUUAGUUUUAUCCAUUUGAUUUAUAGAAUUAAAUUUUCUCAUUUUUGUAGUGUUUAUAUAGCCCUUGUUUUUACUCAGUUCUUUAAUUUUUCGGGUGGAAAACCUGUCUAUGUACUAUGUUUUCUGUUGCCUACGGAACCAAGUCUUUACAUGAGCAGCGGAGCACAGUUUAAACCAAAAUGCUGUCGUGAGGUUGGGCUUAUAAGUUAAGGUACAUCAGGUGAACUAAGUAAACUAGGUUGCAAGGCAGCAGUUACUUCUUGCAGAGUUGCAGUGAGGCAACGUUUUAAUGUUCCUCGUAAGCUUAUAAGUCCUUAUUUUCAUUUCAAAGUACAAUAGGCAAUAUCAGUUUACACCACUAUAAUAUCAAAAUGAUUGAUGUUUUAUUCAACUUUCUGGAAUUGUUGUACCUUCAUCUUUGGAUCAUUUGUUUUUAUUCAGCAGAACCAUGCUUAGUGAUAACGAUGUAUCAGAAUCGGUAGCUGUCUCUUAUAGAAUGCUGUUAAUCUGUUGCAGU
Papaver somniferum (opium poppy) is the source of this 2107-nucleotide messenger RNA. RefSeq names its product tyrosine--tRNA ligase, chloroplastic/mitochondrial-like. Gene Ontology annotation, cellular component: cytosol; mitochondrion; chloroplast stroma. Gene Ontology annotation, biological process: tyrosyl-tRNA aminoacylation. The record is from RefSeq and is a predicted model, not a curated record. The coding region runs from base 77 to 1579 and encodes 500 amino acids. Gene Ontology annotation, molecular function: tyrosine-tRNA ligase activity; ATP binding; RNA binding. The transcript has a single exon. NCBI's taxonomy places the organism in Eukaryota, Viridiplantae, Streptophyta, Magnoliopsida, Ranunculales, Papaveraceae.